GUUUCAUAUCCACACUACAAUGAGAGCAAUAGGGGAACAGAACGUGAGUGAGGGAGAUAGAGAGAAAGGAGUAGGAUAGAAAGAAAGAAAUAAACAGAAAGGAAAGGAAACAAAAGAAAAAAAGACACUGGGAGAAAGAAAAGGAUAUGUGAGAAUGAAAAUAGAGAGGGAAGAAGAGGAAAGAAAAGGGGUAGAAGAAAGAGAAGGGAAGGCAUGAUUACAAAGAUUAGUUUCGGAGAAUUAGAUUUGGGAUUCAAAGGAACAUGUAUCUAUACAAUAGCUUGAAAUCCAGUCUUGCAGGUUAUUAAACACAAGAACUAUGAAGAUUAGUGAUCGAAAGCAAUUAGAGUUAGUUGGAGUUUUGUAUUUGUAAGAUCAUUAUUCCGGAAGACUGAUUGAAUUAUUCGCUUCUCCAACGCUCCCAAGCACUCUAAAAGCUUUCAAAGAAUACCCCAAACACAAAUUAUUAUUGGCAAAUUUAUUUUCACAAAGGAGAGUCUCAAAAGAAUUUAAAAUUUCUCCCUUUCAAAAAAAAAAAAAAAAAGAAAGAAAAGAAAAAAAAAAAAGAGAGACAAAAAGCUGACCUUGAGAGGUGGUUUUUUAAUCUCUAAAGUCUAAAGUUUCAAUCUUUAACUCCUUUUGAAGGUAAAGAAACUAACAAAGAGCAUCAAACAAACACAUUCCCACCCAAGUCCUCCUCCUCCUCCAGAAACCCAACAGACUCCACUGUACUACACCCUUGAGCGAUCACCAUGGCCCUUUCAACGAGGCAGAGACGUCCUCAACCGUCCGAUCCUUCAUCUUCAUCGUCGCCGUCGCCGUCGCCGUCUGUAUCCUACACCAAAGUCGACAAGCAAGGCAAAUCAGGGGUUGAGAAGGGCUUCAGUUGGUUCGUUCCGCUCUUAGCUUUGGGUAUGCUAAGAUACAUGAGCGCCACAUCCAACAUCAUUCACGACUGCGAUGAGGUCUUUAACUAUUGGGAGCCUCUGCAUUACCUUCUCUACAAAUCUGGCUUCCAAACUUGGGAAUACAGUUCUCAGUUUGCACUCAGGUCGUAUUUGUACAUUCUUUUCCAUGAGUUGGUGGGUCGACCGGCUUCCUUGUUGUUUGGAGAGGAAAAAGUGAGGGUAUUUUAUGCUGUCAGGAUCUUUCUUGGUCUCAUUUCUGUUAUUACUGAAACCAUUCUGGUUUAUGCUCUGUCAAGAAAGUAUGGCAAACGUCUUGCCUCGUAUACACUUGCCAUGCUAUGCUUAACCAGCGGUUGUUUCUUUGCUAGUACAAGUUUCUUGCCAAGUUCGUUCUCUAUGUAUGCCGUCUCUCUUUCAUCAGGGUUGUUUCUUCUAGACAAACCUGCCAUGGCAGUUUCAGUUGCAGCUGCUGGUGUAAUCCUUGGCUGGCCUUUCUCAAUCUUGGUUUUUCUGCCCCUCACAUUCUAUUCUCUAGCUAGAAAAUUCAAACAAGCAUUUAUUGCUGGGGCUGCCACCUCUAUUGUUGUUCUUGCACUGUCGGUUCUCGUUGACUACAGCUACUACAGCAGAUGGACAUCAUCUGUGUUAAACUUAUUGAUCUACAAUGUUGCAGGAGGUGGUGAGAGCCAUUUGUAUGGAACCGAAGGACCGCUCUUUUAUCUACGGAAUGGGUUUAACAAUUUUAACUUCUGUUUUGUACUUGCAUUGCUGUUUCUGGUAAUGCUGCCAAUCGCAAAGAAAAAGUAUGCCCCUGACCUGCUGAUUGUGGUCUCGCCUGUAUAUAUUUGGUUGGUGUUUAUGUCUCUGCAGCCACAUAAAGAAGAAAGGUUUCUUUAUCCGAUAUAUCCACUAAUUUGUGUCGCUGCUUCAGCUGUUAUUGAGAGCUUUCCUGAUGUUUUUCGAUCCAAGUAUAAUCCCCAUGACAAUUCUAUAUUGGUUGUGGCUGCAAAGAUUCUUAGGCCAGUGGUUCUUAGUCUUAUUCUGUGUGCUUCGCAUGCUCGAACGUUUUCACUGAUUAAUGGAUAUUCUGCUCCAAUAGAGAUUUACAAGCUUUUGGAGCAUCAUGAAGAUGCAGGACCAGGUUCUGUACUUUGUGUUGGAAGUGAAUGGCACCGUUUCCCAUCAUCCUUCUUUGUUCCUGAUUAUGUGGGAGAGGUCCGUUGGAUAGAUGAUGGGUUCCGAGGACUCCUUCCAUUCCCAUUCAAUUCUACGUUGGGUGGAACAGCAGCAGCCCCACCAUAUCUUAACAAUAAGAACAAAGCGUCUGACAAGCAAUAUCUCCGGGAUCUUGAACAUUGUACAUUCCUUGUUGAGCUCGAGCUUAGUCGACCCUUCCCUUCUCGUGGGAGUGACUCUUCAACUUGGGAGGUGAUUGCAGCAUUGCCUUACCUGGACCGGGAGCUAUCGCCUGCCAAGUACCGCUCAUUUUUCAUCCCAUAUGUGUGGAUGCACAAGAAUAUAUUUGGCAUGUACAAGCUUCUUAGAAGAAUACCGAAAUGAAGGGGGAUGUAUUAGUAGGUUAAACGUUCUGACAGAAUUAGAUUCUGAACCAGCAUGAGUUUUUACAUUUUACUGAGACGUUAACGUAACCCUCUUUCGAAAAGGAACACUCACUUUGUGAUGUUUAAUGAUAUAGUUUUAACUUUUCUUUUAGGUAGGACUUCCCAGUCUGUACGCAUGUAGUUACUUCGUCGGUUUCUUUCAUGUAUUAUUGCUACUAAAAUCGCCAACAAAUUCAAUAGAGAACAAAACCAAUCAUCCAAGAA
Messenger RNA from Rosa chinensis, 2734 nucleotides. RefSeq names its product dol-P-Man:Man(6)GlcNAc(2)-PP-Dol alpha-1,2-mannosyltransferase. The transcript is spliced from 13 exons. Bases 753 to 2468 code for a protein of 571 amino acids. NCBI's taxonomy places the organism in Eukaryota, Viridiplantae, Streptophyta, Magnoliopsida, Rosales, Rosaceae. Gene Ontology annotation, molecular function: alpha-1,2-mannosyltransferase activity. Gene Ontology annotation, cellular component: endoplasmic reticulum membrane. The record is from RefSeq and is a predicted model, not a curated record. Gene Ontology annotation, biological process: protein N-linked glycosylation.